AUGCCGUUCCUCUACGCUGCCCUCUCCUCCGGCCCCGGCGCCCUCGCCCUCCUCGAGAGCCCCACCGGCACUGGCAAGACGCUCAGCAUCAUCUGCAGCGCGCUCCAGUGGCUCCUCGACCGCCGCGACGCCGCCGCUACGGCGCCGGCGCACCCCAGCGGCGGUGCUGGCGCCGGGGAGGACGACGACGAGCCCGACUGGAUGCGGGAUUUCACGCCGCUGCCGCCGGAGAAGGAGGUCACGAAGAAGAAGAAGAAGAAGAAGAAGAAGACCAAGCCUCCGGCGAUGAGGAAAACGGCGGGGUCGGGGAAACCCGACGGGUUUGGGGAGCAAGGCGCCGGCGACGACGACGGGGAGUUCCUGCUGGAGGAGUUUGAGAGCGACGGCGAAGACGGCGUGAUGCGCGGGGUGGGGAAGCGUGCACAUUGCGGUAGCAGCAGCAGCAGCGAGGGCGAGUCGGAUGAGGAAGAGGAGGAGGAGGUGACGCCCAAGGUUUACUUCACGAGCCGCACGCACUCGCAGCUCUCGCAGUUCGUGGGUGAGCUCAAGAGGACGGAGUUUGCGGGGAGGAUCAGGACGGUGUCCUUGGGGUCCAGGAAGAACUUGUGCAUCAACAAGGAUGUUAUAAAGCUUGGCAGUGCGAACCGGAUUAAUGAGAGGUGUUUGGAACUGCAGAAGAACAAGAAGAGCAGCAAAACUAAGGUCCGGUGA
Messenger RNA from Panicum virgatum (switchgrass), 711 nucleotides. Its product is annotated as ATP-dependent DNA helicase chl1-like. Bases 1 to 711 code for a protein of 236 amino acids. Lineage: Eukaryota; Viridiplantae; Streptophyta; Magnoliopsida; Poales; Poaceae. The record is from RefSeq and is a predicted model, not a curated record. Gene Ontology annotation, molecular function: ATP binding; DNA binding; DNA helicase activity. Gene Ontology annotation, cellular component: nucleus. The transcript has 3 exons. Gene Ontology annotation, biological process: establishment of sister chromatid cohesion.